Molecule: messenger RNA, 4970 nt
Organism: Sinocyclocheilus rhinocerous
Lineage: Eukaryota; Metazoa; Chordata; Actinopteri; Cypriniformes; Cyprinidae
Gene: matr3l1.1
Product: matrin 3-like 1.1
Exons: 25
Coding region: 380-4462 (1360 amino acids)
Molecular function (GO): zinc ion binding; RNA binding
Source: RefSeq, a predicted model, not a curated record
UUUAAAAACGUAACAGUUAAAGUUGCCUUCCCUUAUACAUGUUUUUUUAACUAAGUUCAUGGACAUUUGUCAUCUACAAGUUACAUUAAUUACUGGUCUGAUACAGCUGAAGUUUUAUAAAGCAAAUCCAGAGACAUCCACAAAGUAUGAAUGAUUUGAUUUUUCAUCUCAAGGUAAGACUGAUACAGGUGACACACCUCACCGGAUUCACCGGCAGAUCUUCCACCUGGAGCCCAUCUCUUCAGUAAUGUAGUAUCAAUAUAAGGAGAACAAAGUCUCCUUACUUAACAUCUUUUUUAACAGGUGAACAGCAACUGCCCCUACAAGAGCUGCUUUUUUUGAGGUCCUAUAAUCAUUUGACCACUUGGAACUUUGGAACAUGUCUUACAAUCAUCCGUACCGAAACCCAGCUGAUGAUUACAGCGCAAGCAAUGACAAGUACAAAGACUCGCAACGAAUUUAUCACCGGGAGUCUACCGCUUACAGGUCGCGAAUUAGGGGCGCAUCUCCAGAGCAGACGUCUCCAUCCUCAUCAGAACCUGUCCUCUCUUCUGUUAAGGCUUUGUCUUUUCUGCAUAGCUGUGGACUGGAUGCUGAAGACCUUCAAACUCUGGCCGAGCUUCCCGAGCAUCUCAUCGCAGCCGAUACCCUUCCUGACCUUCUUGCACAGAUCAAAAAGAAGAAAGCGUCCAGCACUUCUUCAUCUAUGUCCAGUGCGCUCCAAGCCAGUUCGUCAUCUCGCUCCUGGGACGACAGGAGCCACACUCAGCUGGUUGAGUAUCCAUUGGAUUUGCCUGUCCGUCAGUCAUAUUCCAUUCCUCGAGAGCAGCUUCCAACCUGGGACGACCGCUGGGAAAACAUCCAACAAACAAGCUCUCCAUCAUGCACGUACACCAGUUCUGAGUCGAACUAUGUGGUUGAGUACAACCAUCUGAAAGACAAAGAGUCUUAUUUUGAUAAAGCGUCUUGUGCCACAGAACAGUCGAGGCAGAAAACGUCCGUUGUCCCGCAGUCUUACUCUAGCCACAGCAGAGACGUUAGUCAAUCCUCACAUUUGUCCAGCAGAGACGGCAGUCAUUCCUCACAUCUGUCCAGUAGAGAUGCUAGUCAAUCCUCCCACCGCUCUAGCAGAGAUGUCAGUCAGUCCUCUUAUCUGUCCAGUAAAGAUGUCAGUCAGUCGUCUCAUCGCUCUAGCAGAGAUGUCAGUCACUCCUCACAUCUGUCCGGUAGAGACAUUGGCCAGUCCUCACAUCUGUCCGGUAGAGACAUUGGCCAGUCCUCACAUCUGUCGAGCAGAGAUGUUGGUCUACCGUCACUCCUGUCCAGCCGAGACGCCGCUCCAUCCUCGCUCCUGUCCAACAGAGACGCCGCUCCACCCUCGCUCCUGUCCAGCAGAGGCAUCGCUCCACCUUCUCUCCUGUCCAGCAGAGACGUCGGUCUGCCCUCGCUCCUGUCCAUCAGAGACCUUGCUCCACCCUCGCACCUGUCCAGCAGAGACGUUGGUCAAUCGUCACACCACCGGAGGACAGAGUCGGCUCAUAGAGUGCCUACCAGGAAGGAGGCGUCAGAUUUCCACGGGAAAACUCCACCAGUAUUUCCCUACGCAUGCGUGCUCUGCGAUAUCACUGUCCUCUCUGACAAGGACUGGUCCGUGCAUAUAAAAGGAGCCCAACAUGCGCAUAGUCAACUUAGUCUUGUGGAAAAAUAUCCAGCGUGGGAUCAGACAAUCCAGUCUGCUCGAAGAAAUGAGCCCCAUUCUGAUCGACUCGCGUCUAGAACAACACAGGAACGAGGUGGAACCUCAAGCAGUAGAAAUGGAUCGUUAGGCAGCAGAAGUGGAGCGUCGAGCAGUAGACGUGCAUCAUCAAGCAGUCAAAACCGCAAUAAUACUGAAUCGAAGUGCAAAGUGGUGUGUGUCAAGUUUGAAGUGGAUGAAUUAGAUGAAGCUUACCUGAAAAAAUUGCUUGGCCAGUUUGGGGCUAUUGUCAAAAUUAUUGUUUUACCUAGAAUGGCUUUUGUGAAUAUGGGAACAGCAGGCCAGGCAGAGGAUAUAGUAAAAUAUUUCUACCAAAACCCUUUGAGGAUCAAAGGAGAACUGAUCGAAUUUACUCUGUCUGCAGCAGUCAGUUUCCUACAGACAUCUUGUGUAGUGAGCUUUUCACCGCUACCUUCUGGAGAUGGCAUACGCUCGGAGUUGACGGCCAUUGCUAAGCGUUUCGGAUCAGUAAAAAAUUCACUGUUUCUCCCAAGCCGGGGUUAUGUGGAGAUGGGCAGCAUGGAAGAGGCCAACAAAUUGGUGGAGCAUUAUUCAACCAAUGCACUCAAAAUAAAAGGAAAAACCAUUAACGUUUGCUCCUCAACUGAGUACCAGACACUUGGUAUGAAGGAUGCUGACAAAGAAAAAUCACCAGUACCUUAUAGCAGCAGGAGAAGGAGGAGGAGUUGCAGCCCAAGAAGGAGAUCCCACAGAGAUUCUCCCAGCCCCAAACGAAGAGCUUCUGAGGAGAGGUCCAGGUCUCGCAGGAGUCUAGACUCUAAGAAACGAGAAGAAAGUGGACGCUCACGGGAGAGAACCAAAGAGAGCUCAAAACGGGACAGCUCAUCCAAAUCCCGUUCUAAAAGAAGCACUCCUUCUAAAGACCAGAAACAAAAAACAAAAACAGUAGAGAGUGUGGAGGAGACUGUUGAAGACGACAACGAUCAGUCUGACGUCAUGGCUGAUGAUAGUGAUCUUGAAGGAGUGGCAGUUAUAGCAGAUGAUGGUGAGGCACUGAAUUCAGAAGAUGAGCUCACAGUAGAUGAAGAGAUGGAUGAUGAGGUGCAUGAUACCUCAGAUGAACAGGAACAGGAUGCAUCUGAAGAUGUCCAAGCUGUGAACGAGUCAGAUGAUCAGACUAAACCUUCAGACAUGGACACAUCGAGCAUACAGCCAGAGACGUCAGAGCAUGUACCAACUGCUACAACUUCAGAUAGAUCAAGCGAUUGUAAGGAAGCCAAAGAGCUUCAACAAGGAGAACAAAAAGAGCUUCAAGAAAAGAAAGAAGAGCCAAAAGAGCUUCAACAAGGAGAGCAAAAAGAGCUUCAAGAACUUAAAGAAGAGCCAAAAGAGCUUCAACAAGGAGAGCAAAAAGAGCUUCAGCAAAAAGAGCUUAAACAAGAAGAGCAAAAAGAGCUUCAACACGGAGAACAAUACGAGCUUCAACAAGGGGAGCAAAAAGGCGAUAUGGUGGAGAUGGAGGAGGAGUCAGCAGAUUUCUCAGAAAAUCUAGAUAAGGAGGGAGUGUUGACAGAACAAGGGGAUGAAAAGGAGAUCUGGACUUCAAGCACUGAGGAAAAGUUUGGCAAAGUUCUUGAGGUGGCAGGUUUUCCAGUGGCUAAAAAAUACAGUGAAGCAGAUUUGCUGAAAAUCGGGAAAAAAUACGGAGAUGUGGCAGGCUGCUGUCUAGUUCGCAGCAAUCGAAAGGUGGAGAAGGCAUUAAUUGAGAUGGUGAAUGCUGCCGAUGCUGCAAAACUUGAAGCCGAGUGUAAAAGGCAACACAUUAAACUAGGUGGCAGAAACUUAAGGAUAACAGUGUCAAAGAAAUACAGCCAAUUGAACGAGGGGCAAAGGAUUGACUCCGAGAAAGAGAAAGUUAAGGAAGAUAUUGAAGAGAACAAUAAGGAGCCCUCAAGCACACUGGCUUCCAGUGAGGAGAGUACAGUAGUGAUGGCUGAGAUCUCUGAAGAAGAUGCUGAGGCUCAGGAAGGAAAGGAAACCAACAUGGACACAAUCAUGCAAGCAUCUAGUGAUGAGGAGGAAGCGUAUGGCAGAGUUCUCCAGAUCAGAAACCUUCCAAUGCCUGAUGAGUACACUGAUGCAGAUUUCCUGAGCAUCGCAGAACCAUAUGGAAAGGUAGUAUGCCAUUGGAUGUUUCGCCUCCAUCAAACGGGACUGAUUGAAAUGAAAAAGGCCUCUGAUGCUGAAAAGGUUGUAGCUGCAGCCAACAUGAAUAAAAUUACAGUUGCUGGAAAAAAUCCCAAGAUUUCAGUGUCUACCAAACAUGCUCAUUUAAAUAAAAGUGAUGGUUCUCUACAAGCAUCUACUGCGUUCGAGGAGGAAAAUGAUGAAUCCAAGACACAAAUCUCUGCGAUUUCUGAGCAGCCGUCUAUCCAAACAUCAGCGAAUGUCAAGGAGUCCUCGAAUGAUAAUCAAGAUGUCAACUCAAAGGCAGAUGAGAAGCAAGAUUCUGCAGCUGAUGAAGGAAGCGGAACGAAGGCGGAAAAUUCAGACAUCGUGUCAGAGAUGCAAACACCUGUGAUGGAUCCAGUGGGGACAGAGUUUGUUCGGCCUGUGGUGGGUUACUUCUGCAGCUUGUGUAAUGCCAUCUAUGCCAGUGAGGAAGAGGCCAAAGACGAACACUGCAGGACCCCAAUGCAUCAUCAAAAGCUGAAGGAGCACAAGGAGCGAAACAGUUCCACAUAAACUAUGACACGGAACAGAAAUCAUUCAUAGACAUUCAUGACGAUAGCGUAACUGUAGCUAAUUCACAUCAUAAUAUGUGUUAAAUGAUUAAGUGAUUCAGUAGUAAUGCAGAAAUUGUAAUUUUAUUUAGUCUUUUUUUUUUAUUAUUACAGCCUGUUUGCGGUGUUGUCUUUCUGUUUCAGCAGUGGUUUUAUCUGGUAAUCAACAAAAAGUUGUUUUCUUUAAAAAGCAUGUACUUUCGUACAGUGUACUGAACUCAAUUUAUAAGUAAAAUAGAAUGCAGUAAAAUCGUUUCUGCUCAAAUAAAGACGUACAGUUAUCAACUAAACGCGCUUGUUUUCUUCAUGCGUGUUUUGAUUGGACGGCUGAUGGUUGUCUCCGCCCACAGUAUGCCGUUUCCAUGGCAAUUCAACAUGGCCGCACACGGAAGACAACCUGUCUUGUCCUCCACACCACUGCAGAUCCUGUUUCACUUGAACGGCUGGUAUUUUGCAGCAUUCUUCGUCGC